AUGGACUGCGACAUCUGCGGCAACGAGCUGACCGCGAGGGCCCGCGUCCACUGCCCGACCUGCGCUCGUGCCGCUCUCUACCCGUACCGCAUCGAGCAAGCCGCCACCUUCUUGGACAGGGAGAAGUUUGCCCAACACGUCGAGGCUGUAGUAAACGGCACCGAAGACCGCGCCGGACAGGCCGUGUCGCUAGGCGAGACUCUGGUCGAUACUCACGAAUGCUCCAAGAGGGUGGCUGUCGAGCGGGACCUUGCUGCGAAGGAGGAGUUGCAAGAGCGUAUGCGUCUAAUCACCGAACAGACCGAUCUCCUCAAACGCCAGAUUGAAGAAACGCGGCGUGAAAUCGCCGCCCGCAAGGCUGCCAUCGCCCAGCGCCAUUCAGAUCUCGAGUCAGCCUCGUACAACGUCGACAAGCGUCGCGCCAAGGACCUGAGCGUGGUCAAGGAGGUCAUCGGAACAGUCAAGCAUGCCGACGACAUAGGACAUCGUGAAGACAUCCGUAGCAAGGUGUGGCACUGCAAGCACGCCGCCGACAUCGCUGGCCUGAAGCAGCGGAGGCGCCGUUCGAAGGACGGGCAGACGAAGAUGGAAUACUACAUUGGGGGCGUGCGGAUAUACGAUCUGCGCGACUUGAACCCUGCAUCCCCAACUCAGGUCACGACGUCGCUUACUCUCCUGGCUGGCCUCGUCGUUCGAGUCGCCAAUUACCUUGCUGUCCGGCUGCCGGCUGAGAUUACUCUACCGCACAAAGACUACCCUCUCCCGACGAUCUUCUCCCCUGCCUCCUCGUACACGCAUAAGGACGUGCCAUUUCCGGGGACGACACCGAUCUCCUCUUCAAGCAAUAGUCCCACAGCAUCUCGUACUUUCGAGAAUCAAAAGCCUCGUUCGCGUCCGAGGCCACUCUACAUUGACCGCAAAUUACCCGCGCUAGCAAACGAAGACCCGACGUCGUACGCCCUGUUCGUCGAGGGCGUUACGUUUCUAGCUUGGGAUAUUGCAUGGCUCUGCCGUUCGCAGGGCCAAGUGAACGCCUUUACCGAAUGGGAGGAGAUGUGCCCGAUGGGGAAGAACAUGUUCAAGCUCCUGGUUGAAGACGCUCAGGCCACUCUGAAUGCACUGGAGCAGGAGACGGCGCGCAAAGCCGAAGCCAAGAGUGGCGCGCCGGCUCGCUCGUCGGGAGUUACAGAUGUAGUCAUGGGCUAUUUCUCGCACGGCAUGUCCAAGGGUUUCCUCGGCAGUGCCGAGGGCACCAACUACAUGAAGGGCUGGAAGUUCCAGACGGCCAUGAAGGCGGUCGACCGGGUCAAGGGCCACCUCCAGGCGGAGAUGCAAGGAGCGGAAUGGGAGGUGCUAGACGAGAAAGAGUGGGAGAUGGAUGAGGAGACGCCGCAGGGACUUGAUUGGGCGGGUGAGAUGAAGAAGGUGUCUAGCGGCUCGAAGCUUGCGAGCGCAGCUAUGGGCAACGGCAGCACCGACGAGGGGCAGGGCAAGGCGCGGGGAUGGACCAAGUUGAAGAGCAGGAGCGACGAAGGCCGGUAG
This is a messenger RNA of Diplodia corticola, 1542 nucleotides long. Its product is annotated as bud site selection protein 6. The coding region runs from base 1 to 1542 and encodes 513 amino acids. The transcript is spliced from 2 exons. Gene Ontology annotation, biological process: SNARE complex assembly. Gene Ontology annotation, molecular function: SNARE binding. NCBI's taxonomy places the organism in Eukaryota, Fungi, Ascomycota, Dothideomycetes, Botryosphaeriales, Botryosphaeriaceae. The record is from RefSeq and is a predicted model, not a curated record. Gene Ontology annotation, cellular component: lytic vacuole; endosome.